GUCAGUAUCUCAUCGGCAGUCGGGGUGUUAACGUAUGCUCUGCGCGCGUCGAUCUUAUAUUUUUACCAUAUUUGCAAUUUUAUCGUGAAAACAUUACGAUCACGAUUCUUUUUUCCACUCCUCAAUGCGUCAUCGAACUCUUUGACAACAAACACUCCUCAUCGCAGCAAAUAAUUCCCUAACAACCGAUCAGUUCCCCCAAAAUUGUACUAAUUCAAAAAUUAAAUAGAAUAAACCUAAAACCAGAAAAUAAACCGAUAAAUAAAAAUAUCAAAGUAUGAUCGCACAAUCUUCAAGGAAUUCUUUCAAUGAUCCUCGAUUAGAGUUCAUCGUUGGGCGAUCAUAAGUGCGGGUUUAUCGUAAAAUGUGUCAACAGAUGUGUGUGUUGAUCAAGUGUGUAAGAUCACCAUAGUGUGUUGCAAGAUACCAGCCUACGUACACCAUCAAGCAUAUGCUUCAUGACAAUUAUUACAUAAAAUUUAUGAAUGAAGGCAUUUGAUAAUUCAAGAGUAAAUAGGAUCGUCAUGAUCAAAUACACAGUGAGUUGGUGUGCAUACAAGUCCAAUGGAAAGAGUUAAUAAAUAGAAAUUAAUUGGUGACAUUCCAAUGUUUCAUUUUGAUAAUUUACACACUCUCUCGAUAAAAAAAACUAUCAAAAGUGUUAUUCUUGGUGCAACAACUUAGAGAUAGGCAUCCCACGGAAAAAGUGUCCCCACAAGAGUGAAUAAUAUUGCACACAGAUUAAAAGGAUAUACAGUGAAAUAAGUUUGCCAUGUGACGAAGUGUUUUUGCUGAAAUAAAUUUAUUUAGCAAUGGAUAUAUCAGUGGAAUAAAAGAAAUUAUCUAGCAAGAAGCACCGUCAAUGGAGAGGCAAUGUCAAGAGCAAGCGACAUAGCGACAGUGGCUAUGGAGGGUCAUCUUCCUGAAAAAGUCGAGGACACAAAGAUGACCAGCAUCUCCUUGCGAAGUAAGUCAGAAGGCGAUACAUCCUACGGCCGGAACUUUCUGCUCGAGAAUGACUUCAUGUACAUCGACGAUGAUGGAGAUGAGGUGGAUUCUGGUUAUGGAACCAAUAGAAUUCUCUUUGACACAGAACAAAAUGCCACAGUGCACGAUCCCAAGAAUUCAACCAAUUCCACCAAUUUGUCCCAUCAGAACCGUCCGGCGAAGACUCAGGAGAAAGAAAACGCCGAAGAGGAACGGACUAAAGAGCAUCACAGUGAUAGGAGAUUAGAGGAUGACAAAAAGGGCGAGAGGUCAAUGGAAAAUGCACAACGAUUAACAAAAAUUGCGGACAUUCCUGUAAAUUGUGAUAGAGAUGGCCAAGAGACGUUCCAUGAAUUGGAAAAUAGUUUAGACAUCGAGAGGUCGAGUCAAGAGGAUGAAGAUCCCUAUGCUGAACUGGAAAUGUAUCUGGAACGUGUUAAAAAAGAAAUAAAUGACGUUUUCGAGCAGCUCAACCAUAAAACGCAUGGUGCAAAAGAUGAAGUGUUUCCAUACACUAAUAAUACGGAAGCAAAUAACGUAGAACGAAGAGGAGAUAACAAAUUACAGAACGAGGUGCGGUUAAUGAAAUCUGACGAUCUAGUAAUAAAAGAAGUAGAAGAUCCAGCCGAGAUCGUGAAGAUGCGAGAUCAGCGGGAAAAAAGAUGUGACCACACGACAAGAAAGAAUGAACUGAGAUCGACAGAAACAUCCAUACUACCAUAUCCGAAGGAUGGAGAAAGAGCAAUGAUCAAUGAAUGGGCCGAUAGUGUAAUGAGAGAAUUCGAUGAGCUAGUUGAAGGUGAAAAGAAGCCGGCUCCUGCGGUGAACAGAAGGCACCAUCGACAAUGGAAUGAUGCCCCUCAUCGUGCUGACCAGCUCCAUCCAAAGCCAUCCAGUGACAAUCUUGUAAAUGGACGAGCUGGUUCUGAUACUUCAUCCCCUAUUCUUGGGUAUGAGAAUCCACCAUUGGAUCCUUCUGCGACUAUUUUGAAGAUCGAUGAAGGGAUUGCGGAGGAAAAGCGAGAAAUCUCAACUCAGACGAGUCCUAAGUUGAAUUCGGUAAAGAAGGAAGUUUCUCCGGAUGCAUGGACAUCUGAGGAGUCUAUCCUCCGGGGAACGGAUACUGUGGAUGAAGACAAUAAAUCAACUUCUUCAUCUGCUGGAGAAGAUGUUUCCGCUGCUCUGAGUUCUGGGAAAUCGGGCAAUUCCCUCAAUUCCUCAGUGGACGAUAGCGCAGAAAGUGGCCUGGGGACUGCAUCUUCUAUUCAUGGAUCUGCUUACAGAAAGAUUCGGCCGUAUCUGCAUCAAAUAUCGCAAAAAUCAAUUGACGACAAGAACACCUGGAUCAGAUAUGAGAAUGCAACGACUCAAACUGGAAGAAUGCGUCCAUCGCUCAAGUUAAUAGAGAAUGCAUCGUUUGUGUCCACAGAUGACCCUGAUCUGCUGGAAGUGUUGAGUCUCUAUGAUGACAACAAUGCUGAAGACGAUGGAUUUGCCCUCUCAGACUCUGAGGCGUCCAGUAAAUUCCAAGAUGAGUCUGAUCAGUCAAUCAGGAGAGUCCCAGAAGUGUGUGAGGAGGAAGAUGUUGUACUGAGGAGAAAAGGCAGUGCUCCUCAGGUGAAGUGUUUAGAUAGAUUGAUCAUGUCAUACAGCCCAAGUGCUCCAUGCAAAAUAAUCAAUAACACCUCGGUGGUACCUGAAAAUCAGUGCAAUAGUUUACCAUUGACUCGACGUGUGACAAAGGAGAAGUACCUUCCGACAAUUAACGGUGAGAAUGUGAGUGAUUCUUCUCUGCCAACAAUUCCACGACGACCAUUCUGUCUGCCAAUGAGUCAGGAAUCAUUUCACAAUAUCUCUCAACUUCCCUCACCCAGCACAACAUCCCUCCACAGUGGAGGGAACAGAAGAUCAGCACUUCUGGUUCAGGAACUCACCACAAAGAGCAAUUCAGCACCGCUCCUGAUGAAGAAGGAACACAAACGUGAUGCCUUCACGGAUAAUACAGCGAGUCUACGAUAUUCACGAUCGCAGAGCGACAGAUACCUGGCAGAAAUUGAAGCCAUUGAGGCUUGUAAAUGGCUUCGUGCUGCUGGUUUUCCACAAUAUGCCCAGAUGUAUGAAGACCUUCAGUUUCCCAUAGACCUGAGUAAUGUGGCUAAAGAUCAUCCCUUCCUGGAAAAUGAUCCCCUGCAGUCUCUCUACCGGCGUCUUGUGGCUUUAAAUCGAUGUGCAGCAAUGAGACUAGACGGAACUCACAACAAACAUGGAAAUAAUGACGACUCAGAUGAUGAUAGUUGCGCCUUGAGCGAAAACUGGACCUUCCAGCCACAGAGUCGUCGAUGGUCACGAGUGGGUGAGAUGGAACUUCCGGCACCACCAGCCAAAGGGGACAAAAACAAGGACAAACUCAAUAUUUCUUCCAGGGAAUCAUCACCAGAAAGCACGGACGCAUUUGAUUACGUUGGACUACCGCAUGGUGGUGGUAGUGAUCAAGAAAUGAUACAGUCGAAAUUUCGUAGAACUGGCAGUGAACGACUAAGAGAUGGCGCUAAAGCCUUCCUACGACGAGUCGAGUCUAUCAAAUCCAAGCGAAGAAAACGCCAAAACCGGGAAGGUGUUAUAAUCAGUGGACCACAGGUCCUGGACUUUGGUCAGAUGAACCAGAAGAUGAGUGACCUGAAAUGCGUCGAUGUAUUUUCCCAUCCAUGCUCACCAGUACCAACAAGUCCUACCAUAAUGUCCCCUAAGCAUCUCUUUGUGAAUAACAAUGAACUGAGAUUGCCUUUUACGGAUCCCAAUCGACUCAGUCCCAAGCAUAUUGUUGGCAAAAAGCCCCAUCACUAUCGUUCCCUGUCCAAUCGUACCAGUCCCCUGCACUUUAUGGGUCAGACUUCAUCAAAGUCUGGCGAUGAUUCCUCAUCAUACUGCAGUGACACCAAUAGCCAGGAUUCGGGAACCAUUCGUGUGGGAAGGAAGAAGCCCAACCGUGCUCGUAGGUUUUUCCAGCGUGGCAGUAAAGUUGAGGAUGCAGGGGCACUGUCGGAUUCCGAGUGCCAUCCUGGGAAGAACAAGUAUUUCAAGGAUACCUCUGGGAAGGAAGUAAAAACAUCUAAAUUGGCCAGAGGAGGUUCCUUGAAUCUCGGCAAGGAGUCCGAUAAGUAUCGUGACGCCUUCCAAAAGCGGAGUUUGAGAUCCAGGAGCACAAUUCGGAAGCAUGAUCGCCGAACGGAUAGUGACAGCAAGGAUGAGGAUGUAAUCCUGAGAUCAAACCGAGGUCCUGUUGUCCGAUGGCAUAGCUUCCAGACCGCCGAUAAGCCUGAAAUGAAGCUCCCUAGACCCCUGUCAGCUCAACCAUCUAAGAAGAAGGACAGUGGAGUUCAGUUUGCCGCCCUGUCCUGUGGUCAGUUUCAGGUGAUCAGGAAAUUGGCACUGGUCACCCUUACGGGUUACAUGGAACGGUACUGUCCGACCCAUCGUUCCGGAUGGAACUGGGAAUUGCCAAAGUUCAUCAAGAAGAUCAAGACACCGGACUACAAGGAUAAGAAAGUGUUUGGGGUACCGCUGUUGCUGGUUCUACAGCGUACCGGACAUACCCUUCCCACAUCAAUUCAGCAAGCUCUGAAGUGGCUCAAGGCCAAUGCCCUGGAUCAGGUGGGUCUGUUCCGGAAGUCUGGUGUUAAGAGCCGUAUCUUCAAGAUCAAAGGCAUGGUUGAGGGUGCCAAAGAAACAGAAUUGGUGACACUUUUCGAUGGGCAGCAAGCUUAUGAUGUGGCUGACAUGGUGAAGCAGUACUUCAGGGAAUUGCCUGAGUCUCUGCUGACCAGUAAAAUGUCAGAGACCUUCAUUGCGAUUUUUCAACACUUACCCCCAGAGGUGCGUCUCGAUGCUGUGCAGUCUGCUGUUCUCCUUCUGCCAGAUGAGAACCGAGAGGUGCUUUACACCCUAAUUGUCUUCUUGAAUCAAGUGUCUGAAUGUUCCAUGUUCAAUCAAAUGACUGCGAAUAAUUUAGCUGUAUGCUUGGCUCCGUCAAUCUUUCACGGUGGCAUCAUCAGUCCGAGGUCAAAUUCUGUAUCCCCUCGACGCAGGAAGCCGACUGGCUUGCCGGAUCCGCGGGAAUUGUGUGAGACUAAGGCCUCCCAUGAAUGUCUUACGUUCCUCAUUCAGAACUAUCGCAGUGUCUUUAUGAUACCCAAUGAGAAGAUGCAGAGGUGCAAAUUCAGUCAUCUGGAUGAAUCACGUCCAGUGACACUGGAUACCUUGGGGGAGGAUAUCCAGUUGCAUGAUUGGCGUGGGUAUCUCUAUGAAUGCACCACGGCAGCUAUUAAGGAGGGCAGGGAGAAGUCUCGGGGAUGGAUCUCCUCGCCAUCUCUUGAUUCUCACGUAGAUAUUUCAUACAAGAAAAUCGGCGAUGGACAUCCCUUGAGGCUCUGGAAGUGCGUUGUGGAAGUUGAAGCUCCACCAAUGGAAGUUCUGCAUCACAUUGUGAAGGAACGUCAGCUCUGGGAUACUGAUCUCCUCAAAUGGCGCAUCAUUGAGCAGCUGGAUGAGAAGAGUGAGAUCUUUCAAUAUGUCUGCGGAGGACAAUCAAUCACGGAUUACUGCGUCCUGAGAUCCUGGAACACUGAACUCCCUCGUGGAGCUUGUGUCAUUGUGGAGACAUCCAUUGACCAUCCAGAUGCUACACUGCUCCUGCUGGGUGGAGUACGAGGAGUUGUCCUGGCUUCACGCUAUCUGAUAGAACCAUGUGGCAGUGGAAAGUCACGGAUCGUCCAUUUAGCACGUGUGGAUGCAAAGGGACGCACACCCGAGUGGUACAACAAGAGUUAUGGUCACAUCUGCAGCCACUAUCUCAGCGCCAUUCGCAACUUCUUCAAGCAUGUGACUCAGGGACCAGAGAGCAAGGUAUGAGAAUUAAUGCAGGCCCCCGCAGGCAACUAAUCCAUGAGAGCUCCUAGUGCCAAAGUUAUGGUUUCACCGAGAGCAAACUCCAAUCAAACAGGCAGUUUCUGAGGACAGCUACUAAUCGGCUAUGUAGGCCGUUUGUGGGUUUCACAAUGAUCUAUCCCAAUUCCCAUAAUCUCCAUCCUCAUUGGCAUAACGGCGUUAUCACACUUGCACAUUAAAAUUUUAAUGUGAUUCACAUUAAUUGUCGAUUGUGAGCGUCCAAAUAUGUUAUUUGUGUCUUUGAGUCACUUAAUAUUUGGGUUUUUUUCUAUUUAUUGAUAAAGAAGUGGACUUGGUCUGCAAAAAUAAGUUUAAAUUUACCUAAAGCAUAAAUAUUUUUCACAUUAAAAAAUUAAAGAGAAAAUCGCAUUAAUUUUUCGCAUUAAUGCUAUAAAUCAAUUUAUAUCAAAUUUUGCGGGCCAAGUCUACCUUUUUAUCAACAAAUAGAUCACAUUUUGAAUAUAAAAUGAUUCAAACACACAAAUUACACAUUUGGACUCUCACCAAUGACAAUUAAUGUGAAUCAUAUUAAAAUUUUAAUGUGCAAGUGUGCUAACACAGUAAUAUUGCUACAGAAAAUCAAUUUUGAGGUAUUCCAAUUGGUGCUUUAUAGAUAAGCUCCAGUCCAUAAGCAAAGCUUUCUUAAAAGAGCUUUUACAUUGAAGUAUUUUGAAGUUUCAACCAAUCAGAUAACGCGAAAUUUCUGAUAUAUUUUAAUGGAUUAACCCAUUCCUUACCAUGGUAUUACACAUCAUACGCAAAUUGA
This is a messenger RNA of Phlebotomus papatasi, 6697 nucleotides long. It is a transcript of the gene cv-c, whose product is annotated as rho GTPase-activating protein 7. The transcript is spliced from 17 exons. Bases 874 to 5895 code for a protein of 1673 amino acids. The record is from RefSeq and is a predicted model, not a curated record. Gene Ontology annotation, molecular function: GTPase activator activity; lipid binding. Lineage: Eukaryota; Metazoa; Arthropoda; Insecta; Diptera; Psychodidae. Gene Ontology annotation, biological process: actin cytoskeleton organization; regulation of Rho protein signal transduction; signal transduction.